Pecten maximus is the source of this 963-nucleotide messenger RNA. RefSeq names its product GATA zinc finger domain-containing protein 14-like. The transcript has 4 exons. Lineage: Eukaryota; Metazoa; Mollusca; Bivalvia; Pectinida; Pectinidae. The record is from RefSeq and is a predicted model, not a curated record. Bases 1 to 963 code for a protein of 320 amino acids.
AUGGAACAGGACAACAAACACAGAAUAGUACAACAACCACAGAACAGGACAACAACCACAGAACAGGACAACAACCAUAGAACAGGACAACAGCCACGGAACAGACAACAACCACAGAACAAGACAAUAUCCACGGAACAGGUCAACAAACACAGAACAGGACAACAACCACAGAACAAGACAACAACCAUAGAACAGGACAACAACCACAGAACAGGAAAACAACCACGGAACAGGACAACAACCAUAGAACAGGACAACAACCACAGAACAGGAAAACAACCACGGAACAGGACAACAACCACAAAACAGGACAACAACCAAAAAACAGAACAACAACCACAGAACAGGACAACAACCACAGAACAAGACAACAACCAUAGAACAGGACAACAACCACAGAACAGGAAAACAACCACGGAACAGGACAACAACCAUAGAACAGGUCAACAAACACAGAACAGGACAACAACCACAGAACAAGACAACAACCAUAGAACAGAACAAGACAACAACCAUAGAACAGGACAACAACCACAGAACAGGACAACAACCACAGAACAGGACAACAACUAUGAAACAGGACAACAACCACGGAACAGGACAACAACCAUAGAACAGGACAACAACCACAGAAGAAGACAACAAUCACAGAACAAGACAACAACAACAGAACAGAACAGGACAACAACCACAGAACAAGACAAUAUCCACGGAACAGGUCAACAAACACAGAACAAGACAACAACCAUAGAACAGGACAACAACCACAGAACAGGAAAACAACCACGGAACAGGACAACAACCAUAGAACAGGACAACAACCAUAGAACAGGACAACAACCACAGAACAGGAAAACAACCACGGAACAGGACAACAACCACAAAACAGGACAACAACCAAAAAACAGAACAACAACCACAGAACAGGACAACAACCACAGAACAAGACAACAACCAUAG